Messenger RNA from Arachis ipaensis, 429 nucleotides. The record is from RefSeq and is a predicted model, not a curated record. NCBI's taxonomy places the organism in Eukaryota, Viridiplantae, Streptophyta, Magnoliopsida, Fabales, Fabaceae.
AUGGCGCCUUCGCGAGUCCCAGCUACAACUCUCUUCUCCUCCUCCUCGAUCCUUCUCACGCAGGAGCAGUUUGCGAACCUUCUAAUAAAGCUACUAAUGCCAACGAGCUUCACCAACAUCCAAGGAAUCACACUCAAGACAAUUCCAUCCGCCACCAAGAUCAAGAUAAAGCACGUCCUUGAGUCCCUCUAUGGCUUCGUAGUCGAGAGGGUUCAAACCCUAAACAUGGAAGGGAAGAAGAAGAAGCGUGGUGGCAUCCUCUUUGCAAAACCCGAUUACAAGAAGGCUUACGUCACUCUCAAGACCCCUCUUUCAAUCAACAUGAAUCUUUUCCCGCUCAAAAUGGUUGAAGAUGCCAGGAAGCAGAUAAACAAGAAGAACGUGUCAAGCGUCAUUGAGGACGAAGAAGAGGAAGAGGCAUUGGCUUGA